AUGGCUACCGCGCCACCCAACCAGCGUCGAGUCACGAGAAGCCAAAGCCGUGAUAUUGAUAAUGUCGUACCUGGCACAAGUGCCAUGAGCACUGGGCUGUCUUUUGGGCGCAACCUGCCGAGCCUCCCAGAAGUGCCCUUCACAAGCUCUCCGAGAAAUCCUACCCCCAGGGGCCGGGAAGUUGUACCCGAGUCGCCGGAGAAUCAUGAAGGUCACACUAAUGUCUCCGGUACAACAUUGGGCCCCAGUGAUCUGGAGCCCAAUAAUGCCCAUAUCGCGAAUAAUAUUGCAGGCCAAUUACCUCACGUCGAAAAAGAGGCAAACGAUGUCUUGGGGCUGAUAAUCCCUCAAAAUUUGAAGCCAAGAAUCCUUGCAGAGGAGGCUAAAAGACUCGCUGAUUCCAACACCCCCAAUGGCAAACGCCUCAGGCGUUUCGUCCACGGCAUGAAAGACGAACUGAGUGAUAUGACUCUUGUACGUCAAGACAGGACAUUCCUCGACAUCUCCGAUUUUCGUCAACACCUUUCAUCUGCUCAGUUUGAGAGUGUCCUUCCAAGCUUGCAUCUCGCCAACUGUGCUCAGCUGGCUCUGAACAUGUUCCUUCCUAGCCUACCUAGCCUCGGCACCAACGACAAGCUACAGGUCAUCCAAGAGCUGGAUAUUCAAUUUCCUGCAUGCUUCAUGGAGCGGUUUGCGGAUACAACCACCGUCGGGACAAUUGGAGCAACCGAGCUUCAGCAGGAGACAUUCGAUCUUGCUCUCAGCAUUCGAACCCAAUUCUUCAUAAUGGAGCUGGAGAGGCAUCGUGAGUCCAGAGACUUUGAUCCUAUCGCUAUCUUGCGACGAAUCUUCUGCAUGGACCUUAUUCCUGGGGCGGAAGACAAUCAAGAACCACCUACCACUUUCAGGGGCUUCAACUUGCCUGGUGUCUUGCAAGACGAGGAUGGGCAUCUUCCCGAGAUCGACAAACUCGAAGAAGCCGUGGAUGAAAGAUUCGACGAUCUUCGCCACGGAAUUUUUAAGUACGGCGUUGACCACCCGAAAAGGGUCUACGAAUUGCGCGUCUUUGAGCGAGACCUUGCACGCUGGAUCCAAGGGCGCGACAAGGAGAUCAAGGAAGACCUGAAGCGUCUUUCAGACGAUCAAGCCACAAGGGCAUCUUCACGUCGCUUGACUACAGCCUCAGUCGGUCCAGCCAAUCUGCUCCAAGGUUCGGUGUUACCUACACCACAGAAAGGUCGUCUCCUGGAACCGCGUACCCAGCAAUCCCCCCAGCAGACCCGAUCACCCCAGAGGGUACGUACCGUGGAACCAGCUCUGGUUGUUCCUCACCAGUCUGAGAUACAGGUUCCCCAGCCUCGGGCUACACCUUCGCCUUCGCCACAAGUUGCCCGCACACAGGCGCAAGCUACCAGACUGGAAUCACCCCUGUUAGUUGUCCAGGAACCUGACGUUCAGGCUUCCCAGCCUCGAACCACACCUCAAAAGCUUUUCGUACCAGCGGCCCGCCCCCAGACGCAGCCUACUACAACGGCACCCGAAAGACGGAAAUCCAAGAGCCACUAUCGGAACUCCUCCGCCAUGGCAGCCCUCAAAAACCGCAUGGAUAACAGCCGCCAGCAAGAUUUGGCAGCCCUUGAAUCGCAGGCACCCAAUCGUUCUUUGAAUGCCGGAACUGCAAUCCACAAGGAUCCACCUGGGCCCUUCACCCUUGACCAGGAGACCCCCGAGCGCGAGAUUCAGCAAUCUCCGGACCUCACAUAUCCUGGCCUCGCAGAUGACACCACCUUGCACAACAACGAAGAGGAAUUGGAUCUCAGCCGCGAACAUGAGAGUGGAUUCAUGGCAUCUACCAGCCCCUCGGCCUCUGCCAGAAUCAACCGGGUCAGCCACAACCCAGGCCGGUUCUUCGAUUCGCCAGAUGAUGAAAUUACACAGCGAACGGCCACACAGCGACCCCCCGCCAAAAAGUCUUUCCCUGCUGGCCCGCGGUUCAUUGACGCCCAGGAAAGCCGUGCCCAGGUGUCGCCAAUUAGCUCCUCUUAUGGACUAAGCGCAGAGCGGGAACGCCCCGAACGUCCUGCGCCCAGAGAAGCCAACCAGAAGAAGCGAGCCAGACGCUUGUCCUACUCAAGUGACCUCUCUGACGAUGACGCAUUCGAAGACGACAACCGCGAUGUUGACCGCAGGGCUGAAAAGCCCGAGCAAAACCUCCCCGCUGCAAAGAGACAGCGCACCGAGGCUGGGACAGGGUUAGGAAGCGCAGCCGAGCAGCUCCAAUCAAGCCUGGACCGGACCACCCAGUCGCAGGCUGAAGUGGUUUCAUCCAAUGCAAGCCAGGCCGAUAGCACCGCUGAGCGAUUUACCGAUUCGCGCUGGAAAGCCAAUAUGAAACGGGACGUUGCAAAGUCCACUACCCGCAAGGCUAAUACAAAAUGGACCGAGGAAGAGAACGCUCGGUUACUCGAAUUGAUGGCUAUAUUCGGCUCUUCCUACUCGAAGAUCUUGAAAGAAGACGGUGUGUGCCCUGCGAGUGACGGCGGGCCAAAGCUGCAAGGCCGCAGCCAGGUGAGUUUGAAAGACGGCGCACGCAACCUGCGGCGUAGGUACGAGAGAGAAGGGAGGGUGCUCCCUCCGGGGCUAGAGCGCGCCUCUAAGUAG
Penicillium antarcticum is the source of this 2661-nucleotide messenger RNA. RefSeq lists its product as uncharacterized. Lineage: Eukaryota; Fungi; Ascomycota; Eurotiomycetes; Eurotiales; Aspergillaceae. The record is from RefSeq and is a predicted model, not a curated record. The coding region runs from base 1 to 2661 and encodes 886 amino acids. The transcript has 4 exons.